Ylistrum balloti is the source of this 2772-nucleotide messenger RNA. RefSeq names its product dentin sialophosphoprotein-like. The transcript has a single exon. The coding region runs from base 1 to 2772 and encodes 923 amino acids. Lineage: Eukaryota; Metazoa; Mollusca; Bivalvia; Pectinida; Pectinidae. The record is from RefSeq and is a predicted model, not a curated record.
AUGACCAGCACAAGCCACCAUCAACUAUUACAAAGCUCAUCUCGGCCGUCACAUAUGAUUGAGAAUUACCAACAAUCCUUCAUACCAAGGAGGAUGCCCCAGGCAAGUCGUAAAAAUGAACAGGAUACGGUGAACCGUGAUGACAAGCUCACACCACCUCUACCACCUCGGAGCCGGCGAGAUGUGAGGAAGUCAACAGAGCAAGCUGGAGAGUUCCCACCCAAAGGGGGAAUAUCCAGUCUGUUAAAAACAUCUCCGAACUCUUCUGUGUUGACUCAGAGAUAUCCGUACAACCGGACCGUGUCUAAUUCUGCAGGGUCAACAGGAAGGUCAUUUAGUUCGCUGCCACGUCGAGUUGGCAGUGACAAAGCUAAAAACAAUUCACAGGUAAAUGAGUCAAAGUCUCCUCUCUACUCACACCGCAGUGACCAGGUCGAAUCAGUUCGGAGUCAGUCUGGUCAGCAGGACGACUCCACACAGGGACUUCCCUCCAACAGUCAAGCUGAUAACAGAAAUGUUGUGUUAAAUACAAACAACAAACCAAGUGACUUUAGCAGGAGUAAUUCAGAUUCAUCGGAUAUUCCUCCUCAGAUACCUCCUCGAGGUUUACCGCACAGAAUUUCAACCAAUGGAAUGCCACCCUCUCCCAAGUCACCUUGUCAUGACUCAAAUUCUUCUUCUAAAGAAAGUGCUUCAACUCCAGAACCACAGCCUUUGACUCGUACCAAUGUCACAAAGCAUGACACAAUUUGGACUGUUGAGAAAGAGGCUGAUGAGGGAGUUGGUGACCUACUUAGUCCUCCAAUGAAACAUUUAACUCCGGAAGUCACAGCACAAAUGCUUGACAAUUUCGAUCCACAUGAUGUGUUAGAUUCAGCUAGUGAUUCAUCAGCUGAUACCAUGAUCAUGAUGACUACGGAAGAAGAAAAGAGAAAUGAGGAAAGCAUGAAUCAUAGUCGUCAGAAAUAUGAAUCAAAAAAGAUUUUCGCUGACUCGGAUGUGACGGUUGUACCAGAGUGUAAAAAUUCUAUCUUGUCAAAGGGAAAUGGGGACAGGUCACAUCUGAAAGUGACAUUUAUGUCCCCAAAAAGACAAGUAUCGGAAGACGAAAGUUUAGAUGACGGUUAUGGUACAAACUCAAGUUCAGGAACGUCGUUAUCAUCCCCAUUGUCAUCUAGUUCGUCAUCAUCAACAACAAAUUCUGACCUGGAAAAUUCAUGUAAUCAGGGAAACGGUAAUAUUGGGAAACGGGAUUUGAAGCCUUCUGUUCACUUCAAUGGACCAAUCAUAAAGCCAGCUUUGACUAACUCUCAGCCAAGUACACGGAACACUUGGGCGGUACGACGGAGAAACAAAAUGGUAGAAUCGCAAGAUAAUUCUCUUCAGGAAAAGUUACGACAAUUGGCAAUUAUUGAAGAAGAAGAAAAUAAUCAAAACAUGCAUAAUGCAACAGACGUAAGUCCGGAGAUGGAAAUGUCAAAUCAUACUAACAAUAAUGAAGUAAGUUCGUAUGACAGGACUAACGUAUACGAGAAGGGGAACACUGAGGUUGGGACUUCGAUAGAAAUGCGUGGUGCAAGGACACAAAGUGGUGAAAAUAUUGGUCCUCCAGAGGACUUACGCCGAUUCGAGGGGGAUUUAUGUGACAAAUUCACUGAUAUGGAUCGAAAUUAUAGGAAUUACUAUGACUUCGAUAAAACAAAUGAAAAUUUGAAAGAUGAUUCAAAAGUGCUAUACUUCCAUCAAAAAACGAUGAAGCAAAACUAUGGAAAUGAUAAUUAUUACAACCCUCACGCACAUCGGAAUUCCCAAAACAUGGAUCAGAGUCGGAUUGGACAACUUGACCCUGCAAUGCAACCCCAGGUCUCCUCAGGUGUACCAAUGUUAAGUUUGAAAAGUAUGGUUUCCAUGGAUACAAGGGGUCCUAACUCAGCGCGUAGUGAUUAUGGAGGACGUGUGCCAUUUGCAGGUGAUAUGCCUGGGAGAAGUUUCUCGUAUCAGUCAAAUAGUUCAGGGGUCAGUUCAAUGGGAAAUAUGUCUACUUCGAGUGAUUUCGUAAAAGCAAACACAAGUUGUGAUAAUAUUUUUGCAAAUGGUGGCACUGAUGGAAUGCCACAUAAAGGUCGUUUCAUUUCUGUGGACAACGUUAAUCAGAAUGGCAGACGGCCAUUUUUUGCAAGCUCAGCGGAUAUUUACAACAUGUUUCAAAGUGGGAACAAUCUAGCCACACAGAUUCAUCGGCCUGCUUCGUAUCGCCAUAGUUUUCACGAAAUGCCAUCUUCUGGUAAUGUUGUUGUGGAAUCUAGUCAACUGCAGCCAGAACAACGGCCGCGGGCUGCAUCGACUAGUGUGACUAUGCAGAGCAAAUCCUCUUGGAAUUUAUUUGGAAGUAUGUUUAGUAAGAAGAAAUCAAAGUCAUCACAACAGAAAGCUGACAACAGUGCUAGCAAUAGUCAACCAGUAACAGAAAAAGCUUCUACUUUAAAACCAUCAGGAAAAAAGUCAUCCCAAAAUGCCAAGGUUUUCCCUAAGGAGCCAAGCAAACCUGUCCCCCCACCUCCGGUUGGACAAAAACAACAAUACACAGUAGUUCCCAUCAUACGAACUCCAAAAGCACAACAAAUGAGAAACCCAGGAACUGACUUUGGGGUCAGAGGUCAGUCUCAGACACUCCCUACACGGGGCUCAUAUGACCACAAUGUGUACAAAAGCAGAUUUAAGACAGUAACUACUGACGAAGGAGAUAGUCAGAAGUUAUCAACACUUGUCUGA